Boeremia exigua is the source of this 967-nucleotide messenger RNA. Its product is annotated as ribosomal protein L19/L19e domain-containing protein. The coding region runs from base 182 to 751 and encodes 189 amino acids. The transcript has 4 exons. The record is from RefSeq and is a predicted model, not a curated record. Gene Ontology annotation, cellular component: cytosolic large ribosomal subunit; ribosome. Gene Ontology annotation, biological process: translation. NCBI's taxonomy places the organism in Eukaryota, Fungi, Ascomycota, Dothideomycetes, Pleosporales, Didymellaceae. Gene Ontology annotation, molecular function: structural constituent of ribosome; RNA binding.
AAUUGCGUUUCGGCGCGUAAUGGAUGAUGCACGUGAGAGGAGUUGUUGGCCCGAGCGCGGCUUGGCUCGCACCUGCCGGCUCGCUUAUGGCACCUGCCCACAGGAAUUCGUGACUUCCUUUCAGUCGUCUCUGUACUAACCCGCAGCUCACCCACGACCACCGUCGAGAACAUCAUCGAAAAUGGUCAACCUCCGCACGCAGAAGCGCCUUGCGGCCUCCGUUGUCGGCUGCGGCAAGCGCAAGAUCUGGCUCGACCCCAACGAGACCAGCGAGAUUGCCAACGCCAACUCUCGCCAGACCAUCCGCAAGCUCGUCCAGGAUGGCCUCAUCAUCCGCAAGCCCGUCACCAUGCACUCGCGCACCCGUGCCCGUGAGCUGACAGCUGCCCGCCGUAUCGGCCGUCACCGUGGUUUCGGUAAGAGGAAGGGUACCGCGGACGCUCGUAUGCCCAGCCAAAUUCUGUGGAUGCGCCGUCUCCGUGUCCUCCGCCGUCUUUUGGUCAAGUACCGCGCCGCCGGAAAGAUCGACAAGCACCUCUACCACGAGCUGUACCACCUCUCCAAGGGUAACACCUUCAAGCACAAGCGUGCCCUCGUUGAGCACAUCCACAAGGCCAAGGCCGAGAAGGCUCGCGACAGGGCUAUCAAGGAGGAGAUGGACGCCAAGCGUGCGAAGACCAAGGCCGCGAGGGAGAGGAGGCAGGAGCGCGUGGAGCAGAAGCGCGUUGCUCAGCUGGGCGACGACGCGUAGAUGGACGACAUGACAAACAACCGGCGUGGGUCUUUUCAGGGUUAAAGGAGGGCGCAAAUCUCCUUUCUAUCUCGGCAUAUGCGGUCAUGUUUCAUGUACGUCUGGGUUGCAAACGAGCACUUUUCUCCAUGCUGCAUACCCGACUGACAAGGCUGCCUCUUCUGAACUCCCGAUGCUUAUGAAUGUCCAUGAAAAAGGGAUAGGAUGCAUCGGCAC